Messenger RNA from Closterium sp. NIES-67, 3837 nucleotides. Lineage: Eukaryota; Viridiplantae; Streptophyta; Zygnematophyceae; Desmidiales; Closteriaceae. The record is from the annotation of a GenBank genome assembly.
CUCCCCCAGCAGAGCAAUGCCCAGCUAACUCCGAGGUGAGGGUGCUCCACUCACUCAGACGAAAUGGAAUGGACUGGGCUAGCCCGUAGUUCAAUACUGAAGUGGAAUGCAUCUACUUGGGCCUGUCGGAACCACGAAAUGGCCGACUUUACGGAAACUUGACCUUCGCAUGGUGGUUCUAGCUGAUGUACUCAUUUAACUUAUUCCAUCAGGCCGUUUCUCAUUGGUGGAAAACAGUUCCAUUUAAUCCGUAAAGGCUGAUCCUUCUUUUCGCGAGCUGCUAAGCCGUCCAUGUCGAUAUACGCGUCCCCGUACGACGCAUCCGACGAUGGCGGCAUGCCGGACGAGCUUCCGCGCACCAUCAGUCUCGAGCGGUCCUUCGCUGCUCUCUACGGCCUGCAGAACACCCACCAGCAGCCGCAGCCGCAGCAGCAGCAGCAGAGGAAGUUCCGCGGAUGGCCCAGGAUGGGGUCCUUCUUCGGCUCCUCCAACUCCAAUGCAUCCACUGAAGCCUCGCGCCGAGGCUCCGCUGCAGGUUCGGCAGCGCAGGCUCGGGAAGCCAACGCGCAACCGACUCUUCAACGGACCGUGUCGCUUCCCAGUCGCGCUGCUGCACUGAAGGCACAGCAGCAUCAACAGCAGCAUCAACAGCAGCAGCAGCAGCAGCAGCAGCAGCAGCAGCAGCAGGCGCGAAGGAAGCUGCGAUCGGCAGAGGAGGAGGAGCGAGAGAGACAGCGACAGAUCGAAGAGUUCGGCACUCCUCUCGCUGACGACGUCCCGCCCCCCCCGCCGGGUUACGAGUACAGCGCGGACCUCUCUCCGGAUUCUCCCUGCUCUCCCCCCCUCGCCGUAGCAGCGCCGCCCUCGCCGUCAGACGCGGCGGAGGGCCAGGAGUUUGCGGGGGGACCGGGAGCAGGGUUCGAGAGCGCUAGCAGCAGCAGCUGGGGACGCGGUCAGUUUAGCGCGGAUGGAGCAGCAGCAGGGGGAGGGGAGCCGGCGGGGUAUCGCCCGCGGGCAGCGCGCGAGUUUAGGCGCACGACGUCGUCGCCCGUGCCCAAGUGCCCGCCUGCGUCCGCGCCUGUGUGCUCGGCGGGCGUGAGAGACCGCCGCCACGCGGCGAGCUUUGGCGGAACGACCUUCGAGGGGCCCUUCAGCAGGGGGGGGGGGGCAGGGGGCGGAGGGAGCAUGGGCAGCGGCGGCAGCAGCAGCGGCAGCGCCAGUGGCGCCAGGGGGGACGUUGAAGUGCGCUUUGGCGGCGGGGGCCCUUCGGGCGCAGUGCCUGCUGUCAGCGCCAUGAGCGGCGGUGCUGGCGCCAUGGGGAGUCCGUCCCGCGCCUCUGCGCCGUUUGUUGCGCCUCCCGCCUCCAGCAGCAAGCCGCCUGCCAGAGCGGGGUUUGGGCGCAGCACGAGUGUCACGCAGCCGCAGGGGAAUGCCGGGGACCCCGCUGCUGCUGGCGCAGCGGGCGGCGCUGGCGGCGGCGGGGGUGGUGAGGGGGGAGGGCGGAGGGCGUUCCGCCGUGCAAUAUCCAUGGAGCUGCGGCCGCGCAUGCGCGCCAACAGGCCGCCGCUUGUCCUCAACCCGCUGGACGACUCCCCCAGAGCCAGCAGCGGCGCGGGCGCAUUCCCCCGGCCCCCCGUUCCAUGGACAGCAGCGGACGACCCUUGCUCCCCCUCUGCUCCCCUCCCCGCCCCCCACAAGCAGCCCCAUCCAUCCCUGCCCCAUGCCAACGGCCCCUCCCGCCCGCCCAUGCCCUGGCUUCCCCCUGACGACCCAUCCCCCCUCUCCGCCUCGUCGUCCCCCUUCGGCCGCCCACCCCCCAGCGGCAACCCCAGCGCCCGCGGGUGGGCGGCGUGGACGCAGGCAGAUGAAGCCUCUCCCAGAGCCGCCUUCGCCCCGCCCUACUUCCGCUCCUCCUCGCUCGGAGGCCCCCCCUCCUCCUCCCUGCGCACCCGAGAACUGCCCCCGCCCGCCCCCCCACACGGCGCACACCAGAGCACACAUGCAGGGGCGGGCGCGUGGGGUGGGGGAAUGGGGGUAGCGGCGGGCGGAGGGUACGAGCCAACGUCCCCCGGCUCCCAGCGGUCGCUAAGUCCCGACUAUGCCGAGCAGAGCAAGGGGUCGCUGGGCCUGGUGCAGGAGGAGAGGGAGGAGGCGUACGGGGGAGGGGUGAGGGAGGGCGUGAGAGAGAGAGGGAGGAGCAGAGAGGAGUAUGGCGGUGGGGGGAGGGGCAGCAGAGAGCCGAGUGGAGAGAGGCGCACAGAGAAGGGCUGGAUGCCAGAGAGGGGGGGCGGCAGGGACAGGGGGGGAGGGAGGGGAAGAUUCCGGGGGGGCAAUUGCAGAAGCCGAGGGAGGGAGGGUGACAGUGGGAGUGAGAGUGAAAGUCGGAGUGAAAGUGAGAGUGGGAGUGGGAGUGGGAGUGGGUCAGGUAGUGAAAGUGACGACGGCAUGGCGGGCCGGAGAGGCCAUCAGGCGCUUGCGGGUGUGCGGGGAGGGGGCGGGGCGUGGGAGGGUGGGCGGUUGGAGGAGGCGGAGGAGAGUCCCCGCGAGGCGACCAUGCGGUGCCGGGGGCCCUCCAUGCACGCGCUGCUGCGCCGCUCCUCCCACUCGCGCCACCACAGCCUCGACGCCUCCUCCUCCUCCGCCUCGCCCUCCUGCUCCCCCGUGCCCCUCGCCCGCCCCGUCUGCCGCCCCGCCCCCCCUGCCUCCGCACGCAGCCCUGCCAGGGCGGGAUGGGGGAGAGCUGCGGGGGGGGCGGACCGGGUGGAGGGGUCGCCUCUGAGGGAGGUGGGUGGCGGAGGGGGCGGGGAGGAGGGAGUCACUCUGGUGCGGGCGAGCACUCUGCAUGAGAGCAGCAGCAGCAGCAGGCGCGGUGGCAGCAGUGCGUGGUACACCGACAGGCAGGCAGAGGCAGGGGGGCAUGGCAGUGGCAGUGGCAGUGGCAGUGGUGUGGGCAGUGGACAUGGCGGAGGGGGCGGGGUUGAGACGGGCGUGCGGGAGGUGAGGAAGGGGCUGGUGCGGUCGGCCAGUGGGGUGGAGGCGAGGCACUGCAGGAACCGCAGUGCGGGAGGGGUGAUGAGCAUUGGAGCCACCGGCAGCAUUGGCGUCGCUGCCAGCAUGGGCGCUGGGGCGGUUGAGAGCGCCCAACGACUCGGUGCAGCAGCAGCAGCGCCGCCACCAGCAGCAGCAGGGCCGAUGCGGGCAGAUCCCCGCAACCCUCGAAGGGGUCUGGUGCGGUCGGCGAGUGGAGUGGAGGCAAGGCACAGGCGGGAGAGGAGUGGAGGAGGCAGCAGCGGUGGCAGUGCGGCAGGGGCAGGCAUGGGCUGGCAGCAGGGUGGCGUGGGUUUGGGAGAGAAUGCAGGAUCGGUGGAGAAGGAGGUGGGGGACCCCAGGAGGGUUCUGGUGCGGGCAAGCAGCGGGGUGGACCCACGGCACAGGAGGCAGAGGAGCAGUGGCAGUGGCAGCACCGGCACUGCUGGCAGCCUUCUCAGCACCUUCUUGUCGCGCCCAGGCGCAGUGGAUGCGGGCGGGGCGGCAGACCGGGAGGCUGGUGAGGGGAGGGCGGCGGCAAGCAAGGCGGCGUUUGGGUUGGUGCGCAUGGCAACGAUGGAGAGGCGGCGAGCCAAAGGGCGAAGCAACUCCGUGGUGGAGGAGAUGGCCCACAGCCCCUUCCAGGACCUCUCCUGGGAUUAGACCAUGGGUCAAAUUGAGUUGAUCUAUUUAUGAGGGUGGCUAAAUCGGGUGAAGCUCCAGCAGACUUCUUGGUGCUGUAUUUUUUUAUUUUUAUUCUUACGGGACUAGAAAAAAAAAUCCUCACAGUUCCAUUUAUUAUUCCUCCAU